UUUCAUUUAAAGGCAUACAAGGAGGGAGGACAAAAACGCUUCUUUUUCUGCUCGACUUCUUCUGAACAAAGACAGUCCAACAAGCUGCGUAUUUUGUUCCACAAGGAAGAUUUAAAUUCAAACCUAUGACGCGUGGAGGCCUAUACAAUUGGCGGACCGAUCGAUCCUGAUCAAGAAACAUCGAUAUAUGUGAAAUCUACACGUCUGUUGUUUUAGUUGUCUCGGGUGUUUCGUACAGAGUUCGUUGAUACAGUCUUCGUUCUGGAUAUUGCUAAACGUCUGUAAGAGUCGACCUUCUCAACAACGGCCAUGAGCCCCGACAGGGGAGACUCCUCCCCUCUGGGUUCGACCCACGACCCAAUGGAACAUAAUGGACACACGAAGGAAACAAUCGUACAUCAGUCCCGAGCUGAAACCCUGCGCAGUUCCAUCGUGGAGAUGGCUGGACGCGCCCCUCCUGGCACGGGACUGAGGCAUGAGUUGGCAACACGGACUUCCAAGUAUGCUCAACACCAGUCGCCGGUUCGUCUCGGUCAACCAGUGGCUACAGCGGGUACCACACAAAACACAUCCCAGAAUGUCACAGUACUGGUUCAUACAAAGGAACGCAUCGACGUCGACACCAUUCCAACAAGCACCCGACGAGACACAACUCGGCAACAACAGCAACAAAUAUCCUCAAGUCCCCAUCGGCCGCAGCCACCCACAGCCUCGCCUCCCAGCCCAAAAGACAGGGCCUCGGCUUGGCUCCUGCGCAGAUUUCGUCGACGUCACUUGAAGAUGGAAAAGCCUGUCCACGUUACUCCCGCAAAGGCUAGGGAGAAUCAGGAGGGACAAGAGUGUCGGGAACCAGUCAAAAAGUCUCCUAUUUCGGCCCAAAGCAGUAAACGAGUAGCGUUAACCCGACCAAAGAGUGUAAAGUUUCAAGCUGACGGAGAUUCCUCCCCUUGUACAUCCUCUCUCUUCCCUUCCACGGGUUCUUCAGGGGCCAACAGAGUUAAUCAAUAUGACGGAAACGACAAAGAAGAGAACCAAACGAACCAACAGAACACCGGCAUCAUGAACUUCAUGAAAAAGGUCAGGCAUACAGGAGUUGAAGCUACAGACAACAAAGAUGUUAACAAUAAUAUCGGCAAAUCCGAAAACGUCCGAGUAGCUGAGGAAAUCUACGAAGUGAGGGGUAAUGCUAUCCCAACGCCUCCUCCACGCCAAAGUUCGGCUCGUAGAGUUGGCCUAUUCUCCGCGUCUCUGGAAGCCUUCAAGAGACGGCUCAGAGUGUCGUCUUCCAAAUACUCCCAGCGCGUGUACGGCCAGGAGAUGGAAGGAGUGGACAGCUACAUAAUCACAACAGAGGACACCUCUCUUAAAGAUGCCCGUAGCCCCCACCAGAAAAUGACGGGAAACUUUGGACAUUCUUCAAGAGCUCAGCAAAAGACUGACGACAAGCAACGAGCGGCUACCCCAUUCAAGCCCAGGCUGAUCUCCAACGGUCAAAAUGCUUUCAACUCCACCCUGAAGCUUCAAGAAUCGACAAGACAACUCGACCCUAAUUCAACUCUUCAGUCCUUGAGUAACUUUACAUCAUACCCGUCAAUUCAACUAAGACCGUAUAUGAAAACUCGUCAAGAACCGGCCACGACUCCUCAGGAGGAACUUCACCUCAACCUCAAACAGGAACAACCCGAGGACGAAAAGCAGAAAGGAAAUGAUCAAAACUCUCCAUCAAAACCACCAAACUCACCUACUGCUCCAACUAAAUUUUCAUACAAGUUGCCGGAAGAUACCAGUACUAAAGAGGUUUCGUUUAAUGAGGAAGAAGAAGUGAAACAACCUCUCCCGAAUGUCAAAACAUACGUUGUUGAAAGCGACAGCUCGUCUGCUUUGAAAUCAAAACUAACUCAACCAGUCCCGCUGACCAUUCACAAUCUAAGACUACACGAUUCGCUUAACUCCAUUUACGAAAGAAGAAUGCGACGGAUGGAACGCUGCAAUCGAAACAAAUUCACCAAAGGGGUACCCACUUUCAGCAAUGACAGCAGUGACGGGUCGCCGAGCGAGCGCAUGUUACAGUGGCUGGCCGAGGUCUCAGAGCUGACCGUUAUACAGGCCCCACCUGCGGCUGUGGCCGUUCAGAUCACUGUUGAGAGUCUGGCACUUGACUUGCCCACUACUGGGGCGGCUGUCCAUGGUCGUCAUGGCUUUACCGAGCCAAUUUUUGUGUAAAAUCAAAAUGCACUUUAUAAUACAUACGGUACAUGUAUUUAUUUUGGAAAGUCUCUCAUUUGAAACUCUCCCUCUCUCUCUCUCUCUCUCU
Molecule: messenger RNA, 2314 nt
Organism: Aplysia californica (California sea hare)
Lineage: Eukaryota; Metazoa; Mollusca; Gastropoda; Aplysiida; Aplysiidae
Exons: 3
Coding region: 310-2223 (637 amino acids)
Source: RefSeq, a predicted model, not a curated record